AUGAAAAAAUAUACGAGAGUUUCCCUUAAGCUCAUAACAUUUGGUUUAUGGAGAAUUUCGGCAGGACUUGCUGAGCGUGUGAACCUCGAUUCUAUCAACUGUGCAACCGAGAGUAUCAUUACCAGAGAUGUGGCAGUUAUUGGUGGUGGUUCUAGUGGUACCUAUGCUGCGAUUCGAUUGCGGGACAUAGGUCAGAGUGUAGUUGUAGUCGAGCGAAACGACCGCCUUGGUGGACACACGCAUACAUACACUGAUCCAGUUACGAAAGGCAAAAUUGAUAUUGGUGUGGAAAUCUGGCAGGAUUGGGAUAUCGUGAGAAACUUUUUCAGCCGGUUCAAAAUAUCGCUGACAAAGAACGAAUUUGCUCCAUCGGCUGUUCAAUAUGUGGACUACCGUACUGGGCAGCUGGUUAGCCAGUAUUCUCCAGGCAAUGCUACCGAUGCUCUUACAGCGUACGCCACGCAACUGGCAAAGUACCCUUAUUUGGAAUUCGGUUUUGAUCUGCCUAACCCAGUACCAACUGAUCUCCUUCUUCCUUUCGGUGAUUUCGUCGAAAAGUACGCAUUGGAUGACACAGUGCCAACUAUAUUCAAAUAUGCCCAAGGUCUUGGAAACAUUCUCCACCAGCCUACACUCUAUGUGAUGAAGAAUUUCGGACUUGUAGAUCUGAAGAGCAUCCAGGAAGGAUUCCUCACAACUGCCAAACAUGACAAUAGCGAAAUCUACGAGCGAGCAUUAGCCGAACUUGGGGAUAAUGCACUCCUUAAUACCAGUAUCGUGGCAACCAAACGAAGCAUCACAGGAUAUUCAAGCAUAACUGUCACCACUCCUUGUGGGAGGAGGGAAAUUCGGGCCAAAAAGAUCUUGCUUGCAAUACCACCAAAGUUAGAUAAUCUCGAUGGAUUCGACCUCGAUGCUACAGAAAAAUCACUUUUCCAGCAAUUUGGAAACAGUGCUUACUAUACCGGUGUGUUGCGCUACACUGGCAUCAAUGACAACACUACAGUCCAAAAUAUAGGCAUAAACACAACGUAUCACCUGCCUGUGUUGCCAGGAAUUUACUCCAUCUCACCGAGCGUUAUUCCAGGACUACUCAAUGUCAAAUACGGCAGUCCGACUGCCCUCGCUGAUGUACAAGUUCAGAGUGAUAUCAUCGCGAGUGUUCAACGUCUCCCGAAUAGAACCAUUUCGGUAGAGUCCCCUGAGUUCGCGAUCUUUGCCAGUCAUACGCCAUUCGAGCUGACUGUAUCGUCUAGCGCGAUAGAGAGCGGCUUUUACAAGAGACUCUAUGCAAUGCAAGGCAAAAGAAGCACUUAUUAUACAGGGGCUGCGUUUCACACGCAAGAUUCAUCUCUGCUGUGGAGAUUCACAGAGCAAUUACUACCUCUUAUUGUGGAAAAGUAG
Molecule: messenger RNA, 1404 nt
Organism: Talaromyces proteolyticus
Lineage: Eukaryota; Fungi; Ascomycota; Eurotiomycetes; Eurotiales; Trichocomaceae
Product: amine oxidase, flavin-containing superfamily
Exons: 1
Coding region: 1-1404 (467 amino acids)
Source: RefSeq, a predicted model, not a curated record